This is a messenger RNA of Trichosporon asahii var. asahii CBS 2479, 2487 nucleotides long. RefSeq lists its product as uncharacterized. The coding region runs from base 1 to 2487 and encodes 828 amino acids. Gene Ontology annotation, molecular function: oxidoreductase activity, acting on CH-OH group of donors; flavin adenine dinucleotide binding. Lineage: Eukaryota; Fungi; Basidiomycota; Tremellomycetes; Trichosporonales; Trichosporonaceae. The record is from RefSeq and is a predicted model, not a curated record. The transcript has a single exon.
AUGCGCGCUUUCGCCCUGAGCGCUGCUGCUGCCACGGCGCUUCUCGCGCCCGCUGCCCAGGCCAUGGCCGCCUACGAGCCCGAGUUCCAGCAGCUCGUGUCGCGCGCCACGACCCAGGACGCCAUGGCUGCCGCCGACAAGGCCUUCGACUUUAUCGUCGUCGGCGGUGGUCUCGCUGGUCUCACCGUCGCAAGCCGUCUCACCGAGUGGAACAACGUUACCGUCCUCGUUCUUGAGGCCGGUGGCACCGGUGACGAGUCGCAGAACAUCCAGGACCGUGUCGACAUGCCCGGCAAGUCGUACAUCAACUCGCUCACCGGAACCGAGUACGACUGGAAGUACAAGACGGUCCAGCAGCCCAAGUCGGGCAACCAGCAGAAGAGCUGGCCUCGUGGAAAGAUCCUCGGUGGCUCCGGCGCCGUCAACGGUCUCUUCUGGUGCCGUGGCGACAAGGAUGAGUACGACGCCUGGGCCUCGCUCAACCCCGGGACCAACGAGACCUGGGACUGGAACGAGGUCAACAAGUACAUCAUGAAGGCUGAGAACUUCAUGGAGCCUCCCACGGACAUGGUCAACCAGAUGAGCCUCAAGUACGACGCCGGCGCCCACGGUUCUGGCGGCCCCAUCUCGGUCGGUUACUCCCAGUACAUCUACCCCGUCACCUCCAACUGGAUCCCCUCCUGGACCGAGCUCGGUUUCGACGCCAAGGACCUUGCCGGCGGUUCCACCCGCGGUGUCAUGCUUACUCCCUCGACCCUGAACCGUGACACCCAGUCUCGUUGCGACUCCAAGGUCGGCUACCUCGACCCUCACGAGGACCGCGGCAACCUCGUCGUCCUCACUGGCCAGCAGGUCACCAAGAUCGUCUUCAACGGCACCAACGACGCGCAGGGCAACCCCAUCGCUUCCGGUGUCACCUUCUCGGCCGGCCCCGGCCAGGAGGUCUUCUCCGCCCAGGCCAAGAAGGAGGUGAUCCUGUCUGGUGGCACUGUGGGUUCGGCCCAGAUUCUCCAGCUCUCCGGUGUCGGUCCCGCCAACGUCCUCCAGGGCGCCGGUGUCCCCGUCGUCAAGGACCUGCCCGUCGGCUACAACCUCCAGGACCACGUUUCGAACACGAUGUACUUCAACACCCAGCCGAUCGACACCUGGUACGAGCUCGCCAACAACAAGGGCCUCCAGGACGAGGAGGCGCAGAAGUGGAAGAACAGCGCCCAGGGUCUCUGGACAUAUGUCAACGAGGCUGUCGGCUACAUUUCCGGUGCUGACCUUUACGGCACUGGCUCUGCCGCCGCGUCCAACGUUGACGUUGAUGCCAUGCUUACCACUCUUGACGGUGACAUCGGCCUUCCCGCCAGCGUCAAGAACGGUAUCCGCGCCCAGCUCGAGCUCCAGAAGCAGUGGCUCUCGUCGACUGUCGGCCAGUUUGAGAUCAUUCUUCACCUCUGGGGCCAGACUGCCAACAACAUCGGUAUCCAGGUCGCCCUCCAGCACCCCUUCUCCCGCGGCACUCUGUUCAUCACCUCGGACUCUGCCUGGGACUCGCCCUCGAUCAACCCCAACUACUUUGGUAUCGACAAGGACGCCGAGAUGGGUGCUCGCGCCCAGGAGUGGGUCCGCAAGCUCGUUGCCACCCCCACCUGGAAGAAGAUUAUCACCGCCGAGGUUGGCCGUGACGGCAGCAAGGGCCCCACCGAUGACCAGGGCUGGUUCGCGUACAACGGCAAGACCGAGUACCACCCUCUCGGCUCUUGCUCCAUGCUUCCCGAGGACCAGGGCGGUGUCGUUGACACCAACCUCAAGGUCCACGGCAUCAGCAACGUUCGCGUUAUCGACGCUUCGAUCAUGCCGAUCCACGUUUCGGCGCACCUGAUGGCUUCCACUUACGGAAUCGCCGAGAAGGGUGCCGACAUCAUCAAGGCUAAGUAUGUUUAUGUUCCCCCACCUCCCUCCCCCUCCACGUCUGCGUCGUCAGGAGCUAGUUCCACGGGUCUCUCUCAGGAGACGCAAGCGGGGCCUGCUACUACAGCGGAGAUUGAGGACGCGACGGAUUCUGCCAUCAAGAGUGCUGCGGCAGACGGGAACGCGAAGGCUUCAAGCGGUCAAAUGACGAUGGGAACCAAGAUUGGAAUCGGAGUCGGUGUCGGAUGCGGUGUCCUUGCUCUUCUCGCGGCGAUCCUGUUUGUCGUCGGCGCUGCCAGGAAGACAAGAGGAGGGCAGCGAGCGAGAAGGGGUGGUACGCCGGACCUUCGGCGGACGGGGGCGCGUGGGACGCCGGCGCAGCCUACAGCGAGCAGGAGGGAUACCCGAUGGCGCCGCCGCGGGGCCGUCCCUUCUCUUCUGCAGGCGCGUCGGUCAGCACCAUGGCAACCGCGGACCUGUACCACCCCACUCCGGGCUCGCCCUCUGGCCACGGUGACGGCUAUGAUGCGUACAGCAUGGGCGAUUACUCGCGCGGGGGCGCCCAGUCACCAUACCGCGACUUUGUAG